AUGGCGUCGUUCAGCGGAGCACAACGCGCGUUUUGCGUACGCGAGUACUAUCGCAACAACGAUUCUGCGACUGAAGCGCAACGAAAAUUUUGUACACAGUACAACAUACGAAAUAAAAAUCAAGCUCCAUCAACUCGUGCAAUUAAAAAUUGGGUACAGAAGUUUGAGAAGACGGGUUCAACAUUAAAUCAACCACGAUCCGGCCGACCUAAGACGUCGAGAGAGCCCGCAAACAUAGAGCGCGUACGAGCAUCUGUUAAAGAACAACCUGGCCUGUCUACUCGAAAGCGGUCUAGUGUUUUAAAUGUGUCUAGGACAUCUUUAAAUCGUAUUCUUCACAAGGAUUUACAUUUACACCCGUAUAAAAUUCAAAUUGUACAACAAUUAAGGCCAAAUGACUACACUCAGAGACUGCAGUUUGCCAACGAAAUGCUUGCGAGGUUUACGAGCUUCAAUAACAUCUUUUUCUCAGACGCGGCACAUUUUCACAUAAAUGGGCAUGUGAACAGGCAAAAUUGCAGAUACUGGAGUGAUGCUAACCCGCAAUUGAAGCACCAAAAGCCCUUACACUCGCCCAAAGUUACUGUAUGGGCAGCUUUAUCAGCCAGUGGAAUUAUCGGUCCGUAUUUUUAUGAGGAUCAGAGAAGCCGUCCCGUUACCGUCAACACACAGCGAUACAUUGCCAUGCUACAAAACUUUUUUGCUCCAGCAUUACAGGACUACUCUGGUUUUAAUCAAAGGACAUGGUUUCAACAAGAUGGGGCCACAUGUCACACCUCCAACGACUCAAUAGCAGCGGUUCGUGAAAUUUUUGGGCAAAAAGUCAUAUCCAAAAGAGGUGACAUUAACUGGCCACCUCGCAGCCCGGAUUUGUCACCAAUGGACUUUUUCCUUUGGGGAUACCUCAAAAGUAAAGUUUUUAAUAACAACCCUCAGUCUAUUGAAGAAUUAAAAGAAAAUAUACGCGAGGAAAUUCAGAACAUUUCUCCAAACACUUGUCGGGCGGUGAUGGAAAAUUUCCGCUCUAGAUUAUAG
Messenger RNA from Vanessa tameamea, 1035 nucleotides. RefSeq lists its product as uncharacterized. Bases 1 to 1035 code for a protein of 344 amino acids. The transcript has a single exon. NCBI's taxonomy places the organism in Eukaryota, Metazoa, Arthropoda, Insecta, Lepidoptera, Nymphalidae. Gene Ontology annotation, molecular function: nucleic acid binding. The record is from RefSeq and is a predicted model, not a curated record.